Aspergillus melleus is the source of this 2514-nucleotide messenger RNA. RefSeq names its product WD40 repeat domain-containing protein (gene mcl1). Gene Ontology annotation, cellular component: nuclear replication fork. Gene Ontology annotation, biological process: DNA repair; DNA-templated DNA replication; mitotic cell cycle. NCBI's taxonomy places the organism in Eukaryota, Fungi, Ascomycota, Eurotiomycetes, Eurotiales, Aspergillaceae. The transcript is spliced from 8 exons. The record is from RefSeq and is a predicted model, not a curated record. Bases 1 to 2514 code for a protein of 837 amino acids. Gene Ontology annotation, molecular function: protein binding; chromatin binding.
AUGGCCUCGGAAGCCAUUCGUCCCAGAGGCAGGCCCGCCCACACGCCCGGGACUACUGUCUUAACGUAUACUCCGAACGGCCGCCACGUUGUCACCGGUGGAUCAAACUCUGCGAUUCGAAUCUACACUGUCGGACAAGAUGGAGAGCCCAAGACGGUGGACGAAGGGGUGGACGGUCAUCUCGGAAUUGGCGCCACAAAUGACUCCUUUAUCAUGGGCGCGGAAGACGGCACGGUCUGGCAAUACGAGGUCGGAUCCGGCAGAAUGGACAAGCUACUUGUUCGUUGCGCGCUCCCGGUCAGAGAUAUAGCGGUUUCUAAGGACGGGGAAUGGGUGGCUGUGGCCAGCGAUGAGCUUACGGUGAAAAUCGUCAACCUUGACGAUAUGACGAAAGUGAAAUAUCUUCGCGAGCAAGCCAAGGGAACGAAACACGUUACCUUUGAUCCUAGCGGGCGCUACGUUUCGGUUUCUUGCACGGACGGCAUCGUUUACAUCUACUCCCUCCUCUCUGAGGAGCCAGAGCUUGUCCGAAAACUUGACGGGGUAAUCCAGCGACUUGAGGCGGAGGACGAAACAACAUCGCGAGUGGUUUGGCAUCCGGACGGAACCGCGUUCGCAACUGCGGAGGCUACGCGGGAUAUUUCGAUCUUCUCGACAGGCGAGUGGAAGAAAGAGAAGGUCUUCUCGGGCGGCCACAACGGAACCGUUACCGCGAUCAGUUGGUCCCCCAAUGGAGCACUUCUCGCAACCGCUGGUGCCGACGGGCAGGUGCUGCUCUGGGAGACGAAGACCCAGAAAGUCGUGAAGAGCUAUGAUUUUUCGAACGUGAUCAAUCUAGCCUGGCAUCCUACGAGUAACUCCCUCUCCUUUACAACCUCGGACGGAGAACUUUUCAUAUACGACGGGAUCGUACCGCGGGAAUACCAGCCGCUCCUCCAGAAGCCGCUCCAGGCUGCCCCGAUCUUCCCUGGUCCGCUAGCCGACAUCUCCGAUAAUGUAAGGCGGCCGAUGGUGAGCAGGCCUAAGGAGGCCGAUCGAAAAGAUCGCGCAGGGUCGCCGGACUCCCUUGAUGAUAUCCUUGGUUCCGACCAGGGCAUGGAAGACUUCGUCGACGAUGACGACGGGGCUGGAUAUGCAGAGGGCAUGAAUGGGCUCGGGAAACGAUCAAAUGGACAUCUGGACGAUAUCGAGGGACACGCUGACAAGCGGCUAUUGACCUCGUUCUCCAAGCCCAAAAUCCAUCAACCUCUUCAACCUGGCAGCACUCCUUGGCGCGGGAACCGACGGUAUCUCUGUCUGAACCUGACCGGCGCUGUGUGGACUGUUGACCAGGAGACACACAAUACCGUGACUGUGGAAUUCUACGACCGGGAGAUGCACCGUGAUUUCCAUUUCACCGAUCCGUAUCUUUAUGACCGCGCGUGUCUAAACGAGCACGGUACACUCUUCUCCAACAAUCCAACGGAUGGCAGCCCGGCCUCGAUAUUCUACCGACCACAUGAGACGUGGACGACGAGAGCCGACUGGCGAACCCAGCUGCCCCAGGGGGAGCUUAUUCGAGCGCUGGCGCUGAGUGAUUCAUACGUUGUCGCCGUGACGACGAAAGAUUACGUCCGUGUAUACACGCUAUUUGGCACACCAUUCAAGGUCUAUCGGCAGAAGAGCCCGGCCGUGACCUGUGCGGCUUGGCGAGACUACAUCAUGACCAUUGGAAACGGGCCAUUGGGAAGCGAUGGUCGCACUGCCAGCCUGCGGUACACGGUCGAAAAUGUCAAACGGGAUGAGGUUUGUCAGAAUGAAGACGUGGUCGCCAUUCCGGAGGGAUCGGACCUACAGAGCGUUUUCUUCUCCGAUUCAGGUGACCCUUGCAUCUACGAUUCGGAGGGUGUACUUCUCGUUUUACAGCACUGGCGCAGCCCAGGGCAAGCACGAUGGGUGCCCCUCCUUGACACCAAACAGCUCGAGCGUCUGGCGACGGGACGCAAGGAGGAGACGUACUGGCCCGUUGCUGUUGCACAGGAUAAAUUCCACUGCAUCAUCCUCAAGGGUGGAGACCGGUAUCCAUACUUCCCGCGACCAUUGCUGAGUGAAUUCGACUUCCGCAUCCCCAUCUCCGACACGCCUGGGAAGAGCGCGCCAGAUGCGGAUGCUGCCGCUGACGAAGGAGCGAAGCACGAGGAAGCCUUUGUCCGUGGUAAUGUUAUGCUCUCGCUCUUCCAGGAUGUCUUGACGUCGACGAAUGCGACCGCCAGCCAGCGGGCCGAGCUGGCACGGAAGGAGCUUGAAUUGGACAAAAUCCUCCUGCAACUGCUGGCGGUUGAAUGUCGCGAAGGAGAAGAACGGGGAAUGAAGGCAUUGGAACUAGUCCAGCUCAUGAAGGACCGCAAUGGCAAGAUGGUCGAGGCGGCCGUCAAGGUUGCGCAACGGUACGGGCGCGGAGUGUUGGAGGACAAGAUCCGCGAUCUGGCGGAGCGACGGUAUAUGGGAGAAGGUGAUGAUGAUGAAUUAGCAUGA